This is a messenger RNA of Penicillium brevicompactum, 1278 nucleotides long. RefSeq names its product putative C2H2 finger domain protein. The record is from RefSeq and is a predicted model, not a curated record. Lineage: Eukaryota; Fungi; Ascomycota; Eurotiomycetes; Eurotiales; Aspergillaceae. The coding region runs from base 1 to 1278 and encodes 425 amino acids. The transcript has 3 exons. Gene Ontology annotation, molecular function: DNA binding. Gene Ontology annotation, cellular component: nucleus.
AUGGGCAAGAAGAGACGAGGUCCCUCUCUCGAGGAGAUCCUAGAGCGACCAUGGUGCUACUAUUGUGAACGUGACUUUGACGACUUGAAGAUUCUCAUUUCCCACCAAAAGGCCAAGCAUUUCAAGUGUGAGAGAUGUGGUCGCCGGCUCAAUACCGCUGGAGGUCUUUCUGUGCAUCUGAGUCAAGUUCACAAAGAGCAGCUCACCGAGGUUGACAACGCGCUACCCAACCGUAUGGGCCUUGAAGUUGAGAUCUUUGGCAUGGAAGGUAUUCCUGAUGAAGUCCUCAAGUCUCACCAGCAGCGCGUCGCAACUCAAUUCCAGCAAGAAGAACUGCAGCGCCAGGCUGAUACCGGCAACCCUCCCGCUGGCAGUGCUGCUAGCGGCCAACCGGCAAAGAAGCCUAAGAUCGAAGCCACAUCUGACUUGAAGAAGCGAUUGGCAGAGCACAAAGCCAAGCGCGCAGCGCAGGCACUUGGCGGAGCCAGCAGCGGCGACGUCACCCCCACCGGCGCUACUCAGACCCCCCACGGGUGCUGGCCAGACCGCUCAAUCCACUCCGACACCCGGAUAUGCCCAACCCCAGCCCGCAGCUGUCCCGCCUCAGGCUUACUCUUACCCUCAGCCCUAUGGCGGCAGUGCCGCUGCAGCCGCUCCCCCUUUCCCGCAGACUGCCAGUCCUGGUUAUUCGACUUACUCUCCUGUCGGUGGAGCACAGUUGCCCAGCGCUUCACCCUACACCCCGACCGGAUACCCCCAGGCUUAUCCCGCCGGGCUGCCUGCGCAGCCCCCAGUCUCGUAUGGAGCUCCUCCUUCAUUUACUCAGCAACCCACACCCCCGAGCACAAGGGCAUGGGAUUGCCAGCGGCUUCGAAUCUACCACAGCGCCCUGCUUUCGCCGCGCCUUCCGUCAACGCGCACCAAAUGCAACAGAUGCACCUGGGGCAGCAGAUGUCGAGUCCCGCCACUCCCGUCUACUCCAACGGUCAAAACACCCCAGCACCCGUUCAAACCCCCAUUGACGACCAGGUUUCAGGCGCACAAGCAACAGCCCAGACAGAAGCCUCCGACAAACCCGCAAAGAAAGAGAAGGCUAAGCCUGCCGUUCGAAUGAUCUACAACCAUGAUACCCUGAGUCCCGAAGAGAAAAUGGCACAGCUGCCUCGCUACGUCUGGACCCCCGAUCACAGCACCGAAACCGUCCUCGGUGACGUCCCCGGUUCCACCAUUGUGGGCGCCAUCCAAGACUCCGACACGGUGGUGGAUCCAGCUAAAUAA